This is a messenger RNA of Bursaphelenchus okinawaensis, 4513 nucleotides long. NCBI's taxonomy places the organism in Eukaryota, Metazoa, Nematoda, Chromadorea, Rhabditida, Aphelenchoididae. The record is from the annotation of a GenBank genome assembly.
AUGAUGUGUCUUGACGUUUGCGUAAGUUUACUUUAUUUAUUUUUCUAUUUUAAACAUUAUAAGAGACAAAAAAUUUUUAUAAAGUCCAUUCUAGUAGAGUAUUAUGUCGUUCAAAUAAUCCAAAAACUUGCUUUGAGAGGGGACACAAGGUUAUUUGAACGACCUAGUAUUUUAAGUUUAUCGACAAUUUCUGACAAGAAAUGGCCUUGAAGGAUUCUAUUUUUAAAUUUUGCGCCAUUUUGGCAUAGUGUUGAUAUUUCGAUGGAGCACAGAAUCAUUUGAAAAACCUUAUACGUUAAAAUUUGCCACAGGCUCACUCACUACUUACCAUUCUAUGCAAGUAACCACCGAGGAAAUGUAAAUAAUACUGUUAAGGUAAUAACCUGUACAGAUUUUGGUUACAAGAAAAACUGAAUUUGUAAUUGCAAUUUUGCUUCCAGAUUGUAACCAGUAAUUACAUUUACUAUUCAGUAAAGUUUUUAUUUUUUUGUUUUUUUAGUUCCGAUACCACCUGUAGGCAUAUCGGAACAUUUCAAUUACUUAAAGUUGAGGUUUUCCUAAUUUCAGAGAAGUUGUGCUAAAAUUAAGUUGAGGUUGAUUUUGUUUUUAGAAUUAGGUAUGGGUUGGUAUUGUUUUCCCAAAAUAAGGAUUGUUUUCACAAGAAAAAGUUUAAGUAACUCAUAUUUUCCAAUUUUAUUUAAGGAGAACAUUACAAUAAUAAUUAAAAUGUUAUAAUUAUAUCAAGUUUGUUUAGAUGUUCUAACAAUUAAAAUUUCAGCAUUACUUUAUUUUGUAAUGUUGUACAAGCCUGCAAUUGUAAUAGUAGGUUAGUAAGGUGGCACAAAUGGAUAAGCUGUUAUUAUGUUCUGUAAUUGCACGUCUGUAGCCGUGCUUUGGCCGUUGUUUUGUUUAAUUAAUGGCUUAUCAAUGAAAAAAGUGUAAUAUUAUAUAUUUUUACUUUUUUUGUUACUAAAAAUAGAUUUGGCAGUACUAUAUAUAAGUAAACGUAUAAGUACAUCUUUUUUACUUACAACUUCUGAAAGCUUACGUUUUGUGGCAAGGUUUCAAAUUGAAAGUGUAGCAAACGCUUUUUUGGGUAUUUUUUAAAAAUUUAUUAACUACCUUACCCUGCCUUACAAAAUUAAACGUUAUUAUAUACAUUGACCUUCUAAACUAUGUGGUCUAUUAAAAUGUGUUCAACACUUUGAGCUUUAAUCAAAUUAUUUAAAUUGUUCUUGCUCAAGGGUUUUAAAGAGCCAGAAAUUAAUGUCUUAGGCGUAAAACAGGUUCAUAUUUAUAAUAAGCUGGUCGGAAUUAGUCUAAAAUUACAUUUUGACUCGAUUUAAAAGCAUAUUUUUAAAUGUUUUUUUACUUUUAGCUUAGUUUCAAGUUUAAAACUAAAUUUCCAUAGACCUUUUUACUAGUUAAGAUAUUUUCUAUGUAUUAUUUGACUCAGUAAAACUACUUUUUGUAAACUCUUAUUACUCAAUGGUUUGUACUUUUACUGAGUACGUCAUUGUUUUUGCUACAAAAAACUAGUUCCUUAUUCUCAAAAAACUGUUGUCAUUAAAAAGAAGUAAAAAAUGGUGGAUAUUGUAGUACUGGAAAAAAGCGGCCGAUAUUGUAGGGCUAACAAAAGUGAUUGAUAUUGUAUUACUAAUAUGCAUAAAUUGUCACAAAGUUAAACACGAGGCCUUUCACAUGAGGAAUCUUUAGUUUGUGCCAUUUUAAAUGUCUUAUGGUUUUGAAGUUUGUAUAGUAAACAUGGUUUUUGAGCCUUUGAAGGUUUCAGAUUUUAAACUCUAAUUUUUUCAAAUUUCAAUUUUGAAUCAUGGUUUGGUUUAGGUGAUUUACAUAAUCCUGUACCCCCCCCUCCAAUGUACUAAAAUUGAAGUUUUAAAAGUUUUAAAUUUUUAAUUUCAGGGCUGGGACACGCCAGAUAACUUCUUCUGUUACAUGUAUAUCCUUCAAGCCAUCUUGUCCAUAAUCGGCUUCAUAGUCAACUUAAUAAUUUGCAUAUUCGCCUUCUCGGGCGACCGUUUCUCCCCACAUACGGCGAUGACAAGGGCAUUAUUGUGGGCUGAUGUUAUGAGUAGCUUCGCCUACAUUGCCGACAGUAUAUCAUCGUUAUUACAGCGUAAGUCGACCGACCACUUGACAUACUUCAAAGUCAAUUUUUUUUACAUUUUGGAUACAAUUUCACAGUAUUUUUUGUAUUUUACUACGAUUUUUGAGUUAAUUGUUGUUUUGAAAUCGAAGUACUACAUUUUUUUUGUUAAAAAAAUAACUUUAAAGUUCAACUAAUAGGCGUGCUUUAGUAGUACUGUAGUUUUUUAGUUGAUAAACUACAUUUUUUAUUAAAAUUUCAAUUUUUUUAAGGUGUAUAAAAAGUAAUGAGCUACAAUGGUUAUAGCGAUAUGGUGUUGAGUAGCUCAUUACUUUUAUACAAUUUAAUACUUUAAAAACUAAAAAAAUUCAAGCUUUAUAACAAUGACAAAUUUUCAGGUAACGCAGACAUAGUACUAGGACCACCACAGUUCGAGUACGUGUCAAUCAGCACGUGUGCCUCUAACAAACCCCAACUCUUUUUCCUCCAGAUCGGCCGCCAGUGGAGGAGUGUAAUCAUAUUGAUCAUGGGCGUGGAACGCUACCUUUUCAUAACAUAUCCCUUAUGGUUUAAAGUGGUGCGAGUACGACGACUACCAAUACUCAUCUUCACAACGUGCUACGUUCUACUGUCAGCGGGUAUUGCAUAUACGAAUGCCUUGGUGAUUGAUCCAACUGAACUGACACACUUUUCAUGUGAGGUGACCUGGGCAUUUGGAGACAAUUAUGGCUGGUGCCAGUCGGGAAUGGUAAUUGUGGCUAUUACUGUAGCUUUUCUUUUGAAUUACUACGCGAGGUAUGUGGUGAGGAAAGAUACGGCGUUACUGCAUUUUGGCAACAAUCGGCCGAGGUUGAACAAUGAAAAGAGGAAGAUUAGGUAAGGUUUUGCAAAAAUUUUGAAAAAAAUUUGUUUUUUUUGCUAACAGUUUAUGAUUUUUCAUCUUAUAUAGAUUUUGUUCUAAAACCCGAGGUAUACUUGGAGCAAUUUUUUUGUAAAAACUACAAUUUUUUUCCAAAUAACAUAAAAUUGUAAGAAAUUGUUGUUUGGCGCUGGGACUACAACAAUUAGUAACUUUAAUUGUAUUGCGGAAGUUUGGGAAAGUUAUUUACCAUCAGGAAAUUAAUUUGUAUCUUACUACACACAACAAUUUUUAGGUUAGACUGACAUUAAUUUAGGUUCAGUCUUACAUGUAAGGUCUCUGAGAAUGUAGAAAUUUCAUAGAAUUUAUUGAAAGCAUAAAUUUUUUUCUUAAAAUGCACUUUAAUAAGGGCUUGUAGGUAUAGUAAGAAAUUUCCAGAGUUAACGGGGCACAAAAUUUUUUAAACAAUUUGAUAUAAUCAACAAAUUUGACAAAUCUGUUGUUUACUUUGUUGUAGUACGUUUUGAAAAACAUGCUAUAAUGACUUGUAUUGUAAUGUAUAUGUAAAUUACAAUAUAUAAUAAAUUAGGCUAUAACACGAUAGAUUAACAUAUUAACUAAAAUUGUCUGUGGUAAUCCGAUAAGCAGGUCAGUGCUUGCGAAUGUAAGGUAAACAAAAUUAAAAAGUGGAUAGAUUACUAAACCUUGCCUAGCCUACCCUGCUCUACCCUACCCAUUUAAAAAUGAAAUACUUCUUUACGUAUAUCUAAAAGGUUAGAAAAAUUAUUUUUUAAUUAAAAAAACCGUAGAUGUACAAUAAUAUCGAGUAAUGGGGCUACUUUUUAAACUCACCACACUACAAAUAACUUAUGCCUUACAGUAAUGUUAGCUUUAUUUCAAAAACCAUACUAAACAUGCAAGUUUAUCAAUUUUAAAAACGUUCUAACUACAACAACAACAUGCAUAAAUUUGUAAUGUCUCAUAAACCACAACUUGAAUACACAAUUCAUUACCUAAAUAUUUACAAACUAUUGUUUCAGAAAAGCCAUGUGGCUCAUAAGCGCCACCCUAAUCACCUGUGUCAUUCCACAAGUCCUACUGGUCGUGCUACGUGCCCUCGACCAACGAGGCCUUCAGAAGUGGAAGCUUCUGGUUUCACAACUCUUUCUUCUCAAAUUCAUUGCCAACUUUGUCCUCAUGGCCAAGUUAUCUCGAGUUGGACCACAACUAUCCUUCUUUGCGGUAAGUUACAGCUGGUUUUUGUCAUUUUGAAAUGUAAUUGUAAAUUAGCAAUUUAUAGAGAUUUGAAUUUUAAAGUGAAAAACAAGUUUUUGAAACAGAAAAUUUUAAAAUGAAUAGGUUUUUAAAGUUUAUUUUUGAAAUUUUACAGUAUGUUUAAGGCUCAAAAACCAUAAAUUUUUAAGUGUUUUUCGAAUUUUAAUAAAUUUUUUGUAUUUUAGCCUCGAUUUUGCUGUUCAAUGACAUUACGAAAGGCCAGGGUAGACCACAACGACUCAAUCGCUUCGGUUUCUUACUACGUCAACUAG